This is a messenger RNA of Larimichthys crocea (large yellow croaker), 1068 nucleotides long. It is a transcript of the gene sypa, whose product is annotated as synaptophysin a. Lineage: Eukaryota; Metazoa; Chordata; Actinopteri; Sciaenidae. The transcript is spliced from 8 exons. Bases 1 to 882 code for a protein of 293 amino acids. Gene Ontology annotation, cellular component: synaptic vesicle membrane; presynaptic active zone; synaptic vesicle. The record is from RefSeq and is a predicted model, not a curated record.
AUGGACGUCGUAAAUCAGCUGGUGGCUCAGGGUCAGUUCCGGGUCCUGAAGGUUCCUCUGGGCUUCAUUAAGGCUUUAGAAUGGUUUUUCGCCAUCUUCGCCUUCUCCACCUGCGGGAGUUAUUCUGGGAUGUUCCGGAUGUCGGUGGACUGUAAGAACCAGACGGACAGCGACCUGAGCAUAGAGGUGGAGUUUGAGUACCCGUUCAGACUCCACCAGGUGUAUUUCGACUCCCCCACCUGUCAGGGUGGGAACAAGGACCGACUCUUCCUGGUUGGUGACUACUCGUCCUCGGCCGAGUUCUUCGUCACCAUCGGCGUCUUCGCCUUCCUCUACUCCACGGCGGCUCUCAGCAUCUACGUCUUCUUCUUUGAGAAGUACAAGGAGAACAACAAGGGUCCCCUGAUCGACCUGGGUGUGACCGGAGUGUUUGCCUUCAUGUGGCUCGUGAGUUCAGCAGCCUGGGCCAAAGGUCUGUCCGACGUGAAGACGGCGACGGACCCUGAUAAAGUAGUCACUCUGAUCCCCGCCUGCAGAGUUUCAGGGAACACCUGCCGUGAGGUCCACGACCCGGUCAUGUCUGGACUCAACACCUCUGUGGCUUUCGGUUUUAUUAACCUGGUCCUGUGGGUGGGGAACCUCUGGUUCGUCUUCAAGGAGACGGGCAUCAUCGCCCCCUUCAUGCGAGCUCCGCCUCCUCAGGAGAAGCACGCAGCACCAGACGCCUACGGCCAGCAGGGGGCGUACGAACAGGACCCGUACGCCAGCAACCAGGGAGGAUACCAACCCGACUACAGCCAGCAAGGAUACAACCAGGAUGCAGAGUACGGUCAGGGCUACGCCCAGCAGGGGGCGCCCACCUCGUUCUCCAAUCAGAUGUGAACUGACAGGAAGCAGGAAGCGUCGGAGUGAACCACAGUGGGUCGCCUGCAAACUACCCACAAUGCAACACUCCUGUCUGUCUGCAGAGUAAGUGGGUGGGGGGGGUGGGGGGGAUAGAUGUUCACUAUAAUGAGUCGAUGUGUAAAUGAGAAGAGAGAGUUAUAAACAAUAAAUCCACGACUUGAA